Molecule: messenger RNA, 2310 nt
Organism: Rhododendron vialii
Lineage: Eukaryota; Viridiplantae; Streptophyta; Magnoliopsida; Ericales; Ericaceae
Product: ABC transporter F family member 1
Exons: 6
Coding region: 133-1923 (596 amino acids)
Molecular function (GO): ATP binding; ATP hydrolysis activity
Source: RefSeq, a predicted model, not a curated record
CUCUCUCGAAAAUUCUCUCAGAAAAGUAGAGAAAACAGGAGAAAUCAAACUCCACUGAGAGAAAGCCAAAUCACAACUCUCUUCUGAUUCUCUCUCAUCAACCGAAUCCGAUCUCUCCCCAGUCCAUCAAAGAUGGUGUCGGACGCGAGCAAGAAGAAGGCGGCGCAGAAGAAGGCAGCGGCGGCGGCCAAGAGAGGAGGGAAGGCGGCUGCAGCGGCGGCAUCGUCGAAGGCGGCUGAUUCGCAAGCCGUUGAUAGCUUGGCGAACGGAGUGGACAAGCUUCAGAUUUCGGAUCGGACUUGUACUGGCGUGCUCUGUUCGCAUCCUCUCUCUAGGGAUAUUCGUAUAGAGUCUCUAUCGCUGACUUUUCAUGGACAUGAUCUGAUCGUUGAUUCUGAACUGGAACUCAAUUAUGGCAGACGCUAUGGUUUGCUUGGAUUGAACGGGUGUGGAAAAUCUACCCUUCUUACUGCAAUUGGUUGUCGCGAGCUUCCUAUUCCUGAACACAUGGAUACUUAUCACCUCUCUAAGGAGAUUGAGGCUUCCGACAUGUCUUCACUUGAGGCUGUCAUAAGCUGCGAUGAGGAGAGGCUGAGGUUGGAGAAAGAAGCUGAAGCAUUGGCAGGACAGGAGGAUGGUGGUGGAGAAACUCUUGAACGCAUUUAUGAGCGUUUGGAAGCCCUUGACGCGUCAACUGCAGAGAAGCGUGCUGCUGAGAUCUUGUAUGGUCUUGGGUUUAACAAGAAGAUGCAAGAGAAGAAAACACGCGACUUUUCUGGUGGCUGGAGAAUGAGAAUUGCUUUAGCACGGGCUCUGUUUAUUAACCCAACCAUCCUGUUGCUCGAUGAACCUACCAAUCAUCUUGAUUUGGAAGCUUGUGUGUGGUUGGAGGAAACUUUAAAGAAAUUUGAGCGCAUUUUGGUCGUGGUUUCCCACUCCCAGGACUUCUUGAAUGGUGUUUGUACUAACAUCAUCCACAUGCAAAGCAAGAAACUGAAGCUUUACACAGGGAACUAUGACCAAUACGUUCAAACCCGAUCUGAGUUGGAAGAAAACCAAAUGAAACAAUACAGAUGGGAACAAGAGCAAAUCGCUUCGAUGAAAGAGUACAUCGCCCGGUUCGGACAUGGAUCUGCCAAACUAGCCCGUCAGGCCCAGAGUAAGGAAAAAACCCUGGCAAAAAUGGAGCGUGGCGGGCUCACAGAGAAGGUGGCGAGAGAUAAGAUUUUGGUCUUCCGAUUUACCGACGUGGGAAAGCUUCCCCCUCCUGUGCUUCAAUUCGUGGAGGUAACAUUUGGUUAUACACCCGAUAACCUCCUCUACAAGAAUCUCGAUUUCGGGGUGGAUUUGGACUCCAGAGUGGCUCUUGUAGGGCCCAAUGGAGCUGGGAAGAGCACAUUGCUGAAGCUGAUGACGGGGGAUUUGGUCCCACUUGAUGGCAUGGUCCGGCGGCACAACCACCUGAGGAUUGCACAGUUCCAUCAGCAUUUAGCUGAGAAACUUGAUCUCGAAUUGUCUGCUCUCCAGUUUAUGAUGAAAGAGUAUCCUGGAAACGAGGAAGAGAAGAUGAGGGCAGCGAUUGGGAAGUUUGGGCUCACAGGUAAAGCCCAGGUGAUGCCCAUGAAGAAUUUGUCUGACGGGCAGAGGAGCAGGGUGAUUUUCGCGUGGUUGGCAUGGAGACAGCCCCACAUGCUUUUGUUGGAUGAACCUACAAACCAUUUGGAUAUCGAGACGAUAGACUCGCUGGCCGAGGCUUUGAACGAAUGGGAUGGGGGAAUGGUUCUUGUUAGUCACGAUUUCAGGCUCAUUAACCAGGUGGCGCAGGAGAUUUGGGUGUGUGAGAAUCAAACAGUGACCCGAUGGGAGGGUGAUAUUAUGGACUUUAAGGAACACCUGAGAAGUAGGGCUGGUCUUUCUGAUUGAAGCAAGAUUUGAUGAUUCGUCGUCAUAUAUAUUUGCUAGUUAUGUGUACCUCGGAUGAUGAUCCUUCAGCGUGUUCCAAUGGAGAUUAUGACAAAAAGCCGAGGAGAGGGGAGGCGACGAGGUUCUGGAGGCUGGGUUAAUGCUUCGAGCUCGUCGGCCCGCUACUCCUCUUGAUUAUUGGGAAAUUUCCUGCUUAGGUGUUUAUGCAUGUAUUCUUGGCCCGGACCGAGGGGUGUAUUUAAGGGUAUUUACUAGUUAAUUGGAACCCAUGUACAAAACCUCUACGUUUGUCAUCCGUGCAACUUGAAUCUAGUAUGGUAAUCUGGAAUUAAUAGGGAACCUAUAUUUAUUGAAUAAACAAUACAAUUUCGAUUGUAUUUUAAAAAA